AUGGCGGCACGGAAGGUAACUUAUGCAAAGUGGAGCAAAGAGGAGCAGAGACUGUUAGUACAAAUGUGGUGUGACCAUAUGAAAACGUCGAGAAUGGAGAAGCCCAACUGGAAAUUAAUGGCCUCUCGACUCAGUGUGAAGAGGAAAAUAAAGUAUCUACGAGAUCUUUACAGAGAAGCGAAGGCAUACAACGAAAAGAAUAAAAACCAACCGUGGAAAGAUAGAGAAACUUCACCAUAUUAUCAUGAAGUAGACGCAGUGCUCACUUGCCACGGUAGCCCGCAUUUUAGUCAUGUAGAAGAAACAAGUGGAAUAACUGCAGCUUCGGCUUCUAACGAGUUUGUGGCGGCUUCUGAUGUUUCGGCGGUUCCAAUGUUCACACCCCCUCGCAUCUCCGUCGGAAGUCAGGAUGCAGCAACAUCGUUUUCGUCCCAGCAACGUCUAGCUUACUGGAAUACGAUAAACUGUCCCGUCAACAUGGAAGAUGACCACGGCGCACUCGUGGAAGCGGCGCCAAACAGCAGCUCUUCUGAAAUCAGAGCUCAUAGAAAGCGUCGAAAAAAGAACCAGGAUAAAAGCGAUGACUCGAAUCAGAAUAAAAUAUCAGAAAUGAUAAGAAUCAGAAUGAUUCGUCAGUUUUCCGCGAAACGAUGGAACAGUUUCUAG
Porites evermanni is the source of this 666-nucleotide messenger RNA. Lineage: Eukaryota; Metazoa; Cnidaria; Anthozoa; Scleractinia; Poritidae. The record is from the annotation of a GenBank genome assembly.